Messenger RNA from Abrus precatorius (Indian licorice), 2533 nucleotides. Its product is annotated as pyruvate decarboxylase 2. Bases 521 to 2338 code for a protein of 605 amino acids. The transcript has 6 exons. The record is from RefSeq and is a predicted model, not a curated record. Gene Ontology annotation, molecular function: carboxy-lyase activity; magnesium ion binding; thiamine pyrophosphate binding. NCBI's taxonomy places the organism in Eukaryota, Viridiplantae, Streptophyta, Magnoliopsida, Fabales, Fabaceae.
GAUUGACCUUGUCUGUGUUAUUGGAUACGAUUUUGCCUUGGGUUUUGUCGUCCAUUGCUUUACUUGGGACCAAUCUAUGGAACCAAGCUGGCUCAGAAGGGAAGCAGAGACCUGGUUCGUGUAGAUUCCAGAACACCAACGGAAAAGAAAACAAAGAACACUACAAAGUUCAUUAAUUUUUCAGAAAAACCAAAUCAGAAUUAAGACAGCAAAUAGAGAAACAGUAUACCGCCCGUGGUAUGAGCAAAACCAAAACAGAGUCUCCUUUUUCCUUUUCCAACUAACUCCCACAGUGUUUCCUUUACCACAUCUCAAAGCCACACUCACUAACCAAAAUUGUCUUAUGCUAUAUAAGUACACAACAUCUCUUCCUGUUUCUACGCUCAUCUCUUCCUCAAUACUACACUCUCUGUUCUGUUUUUGUCUCUCUCACUAAUUCAAAAUACUGUCACUUUCUAUAACCUUAAAGUUCUCACUCAAACUAAACCCAUUCCAACACCCCACAUCACAACCUCUCACAAUGGACACAAAGAUAGGCUCGUUAGACGCCCCCAAGCCCCCCAGCAACGACAUCGUGUCGUGCACCCCAAACAACACCGCCGCCAUCCAACCUUGCGUUCCCUCAACGGCUGUCGCCUGCGGCGAUUCCACCAUGGGUCGCCACCUGGCACGCCGGCUUGUUCAAAUUGGCGUCACCGACGUCUUCUCCGUUCCCGGCGACUUCAACCUCACUUUGCUCGACCAUCUCAUUGCCGAGCCGGCGCUCAACGUCAUCGGCUGCUGCAACGAACUCAACACUGGCUACGCCGCCGACGGCUAUGCCCGCGCGCGCGGCGUCGGCGCCUGCGUUGUUACCUUCAGCGUCGGCGGCCUCAGCGUGCUGAACGCUAUCGCUGGAGCUUACAGUGAGAACUUGCCUCUCAUUUGUAUCGUUGGAGGGCCUAACAGCAACGACUAUGGCACCAACCGGAUCCUCCAUCACACUAUCGGGUUACCCGAUUUCAGCCAAGAGCUGCGGUGCUUUCAAACCGUUACUUGUUUCCAGGCUGUGGUGAAUAACUUGGAAGAUGCUCAUGAGCUGAUUGACACAGCAAUCUCAACCUCAUUGAAAGAAAGCAAGCCUGUGUAUAUAAGCAUUAGUUGUAACUUGCCUGGGAUUCCUCACCCCACUUUCAGCCGUGAUCCUGUUCCUUUUUCAUUGUCUCCCAAAUUGAGUAACCAGAUGGGGUUGGAGGCAGCGGUGGAGGCAGUCGCAGAAUUCCUUAACAAGGCAGUGAAACCAGUGCUAGUGGGUGGUCCUAAACUGAGGGUGGCAGCAGCAUCUGAUGCCUUUGUUGAACUUGCUGAUGCAUGUGGUUAUGCACUUGCUGUGAUGCCAUCGGCUAAAGGGCUAGUUCCGGAGCACCAUCCCCAUUUCAUUGGAACAUAUUGGGGUGCUGUGAGUACUGCAUUUUGUGCUGAGAUUGUGGAGUCUGCGGAUGCAUACUUGUUUGCUGGUCCUAUUUUUAAUGACUACAGCUCUGUGGGGUAUUCACUUCUUCUCAAGAAAGAAAAGGCGAUCAUUGUGCAGCCUGAUCGGGUUGUGGUUGCGAAUGGACCUUCGUUUGGGUGUGUGCUGAUGAAGGAUUUCCUCAAGGCACUUGCAAAGCGUCUCAAGUACAAUAGCACUUCAUAUGAGAAUUACCACAGGAUAUUUGUCCCUGAAGGGCAUCCUCCGAAGGCUGCACCUAAAGAACCUUUGAGGGUUAAUGUUCUGUUCCAACAUAUACAAAAGAUGCUGUCUGGUGAAAGUGCUGUAAUUGCUGAUACAGGGGACUCAUGGUUUAACUGCCAAAAACUGAAAUUGCCAAAGGGAUGUGGGUACGAGUUCCAAAUGCAAUAUGGUUCAAUUGGAUGGUCUGUGGGUGCAACUCUUGGUUAUGCACAAGCUGUACCUGAGAAACGAGUGAUUGCCUGCAUUGGUGAUGGAAGCUUUCAGGUGAGUGCCCAGGAGGUAAGCUCAAUGCUGAGAUGCGGGCAAAAUACCAUCAUAUUCCUGAUAAACAACGGUGGAUACACAAUUGAGGUUGAAAUUCACGACGGACCAUACAACGUGAUUAAGAACUGGGACUACACUGGGUUGGUUGAUGCAAUCCACAAUGGUGAAGGGAAAUGCUGGACUACCAAGGUCUUCUGUGAAGAGGAGCUAGUUGAAGCAAUUGCCACCGCUACAGGACCCAAGAAAAACUCCUUUUGCUUCAUUGAGGUAAUUGUUCACAAAGAUGACACAAGCAAAGAGUUGCUUGAAUGGGGCUCCAGGGUCUCUGCUGCCAAUAGCCGUCCUCCCAAUCCUCAGUAAACUAAACUUUACAAUUAGCCUAUUACUAAAUUGUUGUAGUUGCUCUUCAGCUUCUACCAAAUUGAGAUUUCCUUGUACCGAAUUUACUUUUGUUAAUCACUUUGCAGUGUUUAUGCAUCUGGGUCCACUUGUUUGUGUAAAUUCUGUCAAUUGAGAUAAAAAAAAAAUAAAAAUCCACCACCUUUGUUCAUUGUG